AGUUUUCAUCAAUCAAUUUCGGAAAUAGACUGAAUCCAAUUAAAGCUUGUCCAUGCUCAGAUCCGGUCUUGCCUCGUUAAUCGUCGAUGUCAAUUUGCGGCGCACUUUACGUCCAUGCGCGCCUUUUUCUUUCCCGGCGCAUCUUAGCCGUUCCUCACGCAGCAUUAUUACUUCCCGUUACUCCUCCCAUAGAGCUCUAAGGUUUCAGAUUCAGAGAUGUCACUACCGCCUUUCCUCCUUUUCUUCCUCCUCUUCCUCUUCGUCGGAGAAAGGCGGACCAUCGUCGUCUACCCGAUCGGGCCUCGUGUCGGGUAUGGGUCAAGACGACGCCGUCACGGCGGAUCGGAACAGUUUCAGUGGUCACGGUGAGCUUGAUGAUGAAGACAAUUCUUCGCCGCCGCAAUCAUCUUCCAAAGUUCUUACAUUGCCCACCGUAUUAACCCUUGGUCGUGUAGCUGCCGUUCCGCUUCUCGUCGCAACCUUUUACGUUGAUAGUUGGUGGGGAACAACUGCGACCACAGGCAUUUUCAUUGCAGCGGCCAUUACAGACUGGCUUGACGGCUAUAUUGCGCGCAAGAUGAGGUUAGGUUCUGCGUUUGGUGCAUUUUUGGAUCCAGUUGCAGAUAAGCUUAUGGUCGCAGCUACAUUGAUCUUACUGUGUACAAAACCUAUCGACGUAGCUGUAUUAGGACCAGUUCCAUGGUUAUUGACGGUACCUUCUAUUGCAAUCAUUGGUAGGGAGAUUACUAUGUCCGCAGUAAGAGAAUGGGCUGCAUCUCAAAACGGAAAGCUUUUAGAGGCUGUUGCAGUCAAUAACUUGGGCAAGUGGAAAACCGCCACGCAGAUGACAGCAUUAACCAUACUUCUUGCAAGCCGGGAUAGCAGUGUUGGAUGGCUCGUAGCUUCUGGUGCUGGCUUGCUCUAUGUAUCAGCAGGACUAUCGGUUUGGUCUUUAGUCGUUUAUAUGAGGAAGAUAUGGAAAGUACUACUGAAGUAGUAAUUAAUCUAUCGGUUUUGUUCUGCUUUUGACCUGCAUUUGGAUAUACGCAAUCAUGGAGAGGGUCUCAUCUGUACAGGAGCACAAAACUUGAAUUUGGAUCUUCUAAAGAAGUGAAUUUGUUAUUUUUCAUUUUCAGAACCAUGAAAAUACACGAUAGAACUGGUUAUCGGGUAGACUCAAAUGCAGAUUCUUUCUAGCAUUGAGAUGUAGCUUUCUUAGACACAAUUGAGUUUGAUUUCUUUUCUACUAUAAGCAUGGUUUGAUUGA
Messenger RNA from Eutrema salsugineum, 1267 nucleotides. Its product is annotated as CDP-diacylglycerol--glycerol-3-phosphate 3-phosphatidyltransferase 1, chloroplastic. Gene Ontology annotation, biological process: glycerophospholipid biosynthetic process. The transcript is spliced from 6 exons. Gene Ontology annotation, cellular component: membrane; chloroplast envelope. Bases 53 to 997 code for a protein of 314 amino acids. Gene Ontology annotation, molecular function: CDP-diacylglycerol-glycerol-3-phosphate 3-phosphatidyltransferase activity. NCBI's taxonomy places the organism in Eukaryota, Viridiplantae, Streptophyta, Magnoliopsida, Brassicales, Brassicaceae. The record is from RefSeq and is a predicted model, not a curated record.